AUGGGCGAUGUCGAGUCCGCGACAGUCAAGCUCGCUGAGCUGCUACGACAUCCAGAGGACCUCGACAAGAUCCCUGCCCUCAAGGCCGAAUUCACCCGCAAGAAGGCAGCUGUCGAUGGUCAACUGCGCCAUGGCCUCAAGGAGCAGCUGGAGCUGACUCAAUCGGGCAUGAGUAGCAUUACUGAGGGACAGCGGACCGUCAACCUGAUCAAGGAGGAGAUGAUGAAGAUUGACAAGCUGUGUGCAGAGGCCCAGAACAUGAUCCAGGACUUUCCCCACAUCAACCUGGUAGCCCAGACACACAAGAACUUUGAGUCGGUCGAGAAGAUGCGAACCGAUAUCGAGAGCUUCGCACAGCGCCUGGAGAACCUCGAGAUGCUGUUGGAAGAAGAUGCCCAAGAUCCUGCCAACCAACCCAACCUACUGCAGGUACACUACGGCUUGACGCAGCUGCGCGACAUCCGUGACGAGGCUAUAGGGCAGAUCAAGAACAGUGACAGCUCCACGGAGCUCAUCGACAACCUCACCCUUGAAAGCGGUGUCACAGUACAAGAUCUCUUUACGCGAUUGGACGACGUCGUCGAGUGGUUUGACAGGCAUGUUGGCGAGGCUUGCAUAAACUUGAUUGAGCUGGUCCAGGCUGGCAACGAUGGCAUGGUAGUGCGCCUGGCUGUCGUCGUUGAGGAGGAGGAGAAGACGGACAAGAAGAUCAAGGCUUUGCAGGAUGCUCAGAGAGAAUUUGGAGACCUUGCUUCGCGCUUCAAAUCCAUUGCUCAAGGUCCCAAGGAGCUCCGUGGAUACAAAGAGAAGUUCAUCACGUCGAUUGAAUAUGUUUGCAAGGCACAAAUGGACGAAGUGAGACAAAAGUUCAUGGAGGACCCCGAGAAGAUUGAAAAGUACUUCAAGUGGUACUUCAACAACCUCAACACCGUGAAGCUAGGCAUGGUUAACCUGAUGCCCAAGAAGUGGAAGAUUUUUGAGACAUAUACCAACAUUUACCACACCCAGAUGCACGACUUCCUGAUGAGUUUCGCUGAUGACGAGGCCUUGGGACCACAGUACCUGCUUGGUGUUAUCAACUGGGUGGACAAGUACUACACCAAAAUGCAGAAGCUCGGUUUCUCGGAAGAGCAGCUGCAACCGCACGUUAUUGAUAACCGUAGUGCCGAACUGAUUCGCACAUAUCGCUCAGUCAUCAUCCAGGCAGUGGACCAAUAUAUGGAGCGCAUCAACAGCCAAGAUAGGAAAAGCUUCCUGGAUCAGGACAGAUCUGCAUAUGAGAUCAAUCCCGAUGGCAUUUACCAGACGAGAUCGCUGGGAGAUGUUUGGACGCUGUUCAGCCAAAACAUUGGCGUCGCAGCGAGCAGUCAGCGUCCUGACGUGGCCGACGGUGUGGUAGACGCCAUGUUCCGCGCUUUGAUUUCACGCCAGCGCAUAUGGACUCAGCUCAUAGACGAAGAGAAGGCCAAAUAUGUCGGUGCCAAUCCUACGCUUGAUGGGGAUGGAGUGCCCGUCUUCCAAGAAUGGCUCGUUGCACUCGCAAACGACCAAAUUAUAUGCAUUGAUGACGACCUAGACGGCAGUGGCCGUGCUUCAUUCUUGAGCGUCUUUGAGCGCGAAGUAACGCCCAUUGUUUCGCAAGAUUACAUGAUUGACAAGUUGUCCAAGAAUAUUGACGAAGUCAAGAACGGGUACAUUGACAUUUCGUCGCACUGUAUACAAACCUUUUGCGAGCUAAUCUUCCUGACGGACUUCAAGCCCAUCUUUACCAAAUUCUUUACGCCGGAGUGGUAUUCGAGAACAGACAUGGCAUCCAUCAUCUUGACCUUCAGAGACUAUCUCGCUGAAUUCGAGGGACAGCUUCACCGCUCGCUGCGUGACCUGAUUAUCGAUUCCCUUGCCGAUGAGCUGCUCGUACAGUAUCUGGGAGCCGUACGCAACAAGGGUGCAAAGUUCAAGAGAACGGACCAAUUCGGAGCCAAGAUGAAAGACGAUCUCCUCACUGCGUUUGAGUUUUUCAGGUCGUACGGAGAGCAGGGCGCAGACAUCAUGCAGCGAUGGCGUGCUGUGCAAGAAUUUCUCAACUUGCUUGAAUGCGACAAGUCCCAGGUUCAGUUUGUUUAUGUGCAGUUCAAGUCUGCCUACCGGGAUGUCAGUAUUAGUUGGGUCGAAGCUGUGUUGAGGACCAGAGAUGAUUUCGAUAGGGGCAUGUUGAAUGCAGUCAAAGCAAAGGCUGCAGAGCCUAUUGCGGAAGAUGCACCUCCUGACCCGAUCAUGGGAAGAGUGAAGUGA
This is a messenger RNA of Bipolaris zeicola 26-R-13, 2292 nucleotides long. RefSeq lists its product as uncharacterized. Gene Ontology annotation, molecular function: SNARE binding. The record is from RefSeq and is a predicted model, not a curated record. Gene Ontology annotation, biological process: exocytosis; exocyst localization. The transcript has a single exon. NCBI's taxonomy places the organism in Eukaryota, Fungi, Ascomycota, Dothideomycetes, Pleosporales, Pleosporaceae. Gene Ontology annotation, cellular component: exocyst. The coding region runs from base 1 to 2292 and encodes 763 amino acids.